Anoplopoma fimbria (sablefish) is the source of this 2108-nucleotide messenger RNA. RefSeq names its product mannosidase, endo-alpha (gene manea). NCBI's taxonomy places the organism in Eukaryota, Metazoa, Chordata, Actinopteri, Perciformes, Anoplopomatidae. Gene Ontology annotation, molecular function: alpha-mannosidase activity. The coding region runs from base 243 to 1565 and encodes 440 amino acids. The record is from RefSeq and is a predicted model, not a curated record. The transcript is spliced from 5 exons. Gene Ontology annotation, cellular component: Golgi apparatus.
UGAAGCCUGGUUCCCUCUGAAGCUGAUGUUGUGGUUCAGUGACCCUCCAGGGUUAAAUAGGAAACGAACACAGUGUUUAAGGAGUCUGAGGAUAAAACUACUGUGUUCUCCUCAGCUGGAGUUCAUCACUACAGGCUGAACAAUGACUCCCUGACAGAGCUUCCAUGGCUUCCCGUCCAACAAUAAUCCCAAUCCGCUCUCUCAACAAUGACCUGUGGAAAGCCUCGAGCACUGACUGAAGAAUGGCGAGGUUUAGGCGCAAAUCCUGCAUCACAUUAGUUGUUUUGGUGUUGCUCGUGCUCAUAGUAACGGUGGUCUUGAAGACACUGACACCAGAGGACUCUCCGUUUAGCAGCCCCGUCGGUGUGGAGCUGUUCUCGGACAGAAAGAGUCCCAAUCGGAUCCAAAAAGAAAACAACAAUAAGCCUGACCAGGCCAAAAUGAGUGACAGUCAGUCAGACAAAUGGGAAGCUGCACUGAGGAGGUUCCCUCCUCCAAACUACAAUCUUCAUGCUUUCUACUACGCGUGGUAUGGGAACCCCAGGUUUGAUGGCAAAUACAUCCACUGGGACCAUCCGCAGCUGCCACACUGGGACUCAAAGGUGGCUCACGGGUAUCCACAAGGGAGACACGUCCCACCUGAUGACAUCGGGGCCAACUUCUACCCCUCUCUAGGGGCUUACAGUUCCAGGGAUCCCUCCAUCAUAGAGUCUCAUAUGCAGCAGCUGCGCACAGCAGCCAUUGGUGUCCUUGCCGUUUCAUGGUACCCUCCUAAUAUGAAGGAUGAUAAUGGUGAGCCAAUGGAUGACAUUGUUCCUUUGCUGUUGGAAGUGGCACAUAAAUACCAUAUUAAGGUGGCGUUUCACAUUGAACCGUACAAAGACAGAGAUGAAGUCAACAUGUUUGCUAAUGUCAAAUACAUCAUUGAGAAAUACGGGGAGCACCCUGCUUUCUUCAAGCACAGGACAAACACUGGCAAGCUUCUCCCGCUCUUCUAUGUGUAUGACUCAUAUCUGAUGAACUCGGAGCAGUGGGCCAAACUGCUAAAGCACACAGAGAGUAACAGCAUCAGGAAUACCCCGUAUGACGCCAUCUUCAUCGCCCUGCUGGUUGAGGAGAAACAUAAGAGGGAUAUCCUGACUGCCGGUUUUGAUGGUGUCUACACCUACUUUGCUACUAAUGGGUUUUCCUAUGGGUCCACCCAGCGGAACUGGGACUCCUUUAAAGCUUUCUGUGAAGAUAACAACCUGAUAUUCAUCCCUAGUGUGGGACCCGGGUACAUUGACACGAGCAUUCGACCCUGGAACUUCCAAAACACUCGAAACCGCAUCAACGGAAAAUACUACGAGACCUCGCUGAGUGCUGCGUUACAAGCCAGGCCUGAUUUUAUCUCUAUAACAUCAUUUAAUGAAUGGCACGAGGGAUCUCAGAUCGAAAUGGCAAUUCCCAAAACAGGCCAGACUGUGUAUCUGGACUACCUGCCCAAUAAACCUUCAAUCUACCUGGAGAUAACUCGCAAAUGGGCUGCCAUAUUUGGGGGCGAGCGGCGAAAAUGGCAGGAUUGAUCUGACUUAGAGCUGUAGCAAAUAAUUAUUCACGGUUGUAUAAAAUGAUUACAUGAAAACUGCUGCACAACAAAAUGCAAAUGAUGAAUAAUUUUCUGAGAACAGCCAAGUGACUUUUAAUACUAAGGGCAAGUGAACUAAAUUAUUGGCUGCAAUGAUGUAUGUGAUUUUUUACACUUGGGUAAAUUAUUGUUAAUUUAACUGAUGUCUUAUUACUAAUGUCUACACAGCCUUUCACAUCUUGGGAUUCGUAACUUAAUCCGCAUGUUUUAUCACCGACUAUCUAGCUAAAACUGUUCAUAGGCUUGUUUUGCCGUGCUCCAAACCUGUGCCUAUAUUUAACCUGUGCCUAUAGAAGGAAAUAAAGUGCACCUUGGAAAGGAAGAAAGUAAACAAAGAAGUCUGCUGGUAUAAAGCUGUCGCCUCAAUCUUCUUCCAUCUCUGCCUUGGCCCUAAAACAAUACAAGAAAAAGCACAAAAUAGAUCUUGAUAUUAGAAAAGGUGAACCUAUAAUCUGAGAUGAAUCAUUGUGAUGAGAACAUC